Messenger RNA from Coccomyxa subellipsoidea C-169, 558 nucleotides. RefSeq lists its product as hypothetical. Gene Ontology annotation, cellular component: membrane; endoplasmic reticulum. The transcript has 4 exons. Lineage: Eukaryota; Viridiplantae; Chlorophyta; Trebouxiophyceae; Coccomyxaceae. The coding region runs from base 1 to 558 and encodes 185 amino acids. The record is from RefSeq and is a predicted model, not a curated record. Gene Ontology annotation, biological process: fatty acid metabolic process. Gene Ontology annotation, molecular function: fatty acid 2-hydroxylase activity.
AUGGGGAGCUCCUAUCUGCGGUGGGUGCACAGGCCAGCCCCCGGCCAGCCUCGCUUUUUUAGAAGCCCAGUCGUGGAGUACCUCACCAAAACACCCUGGUGGGUGGUGCCUCUGAUAUGGGUGCCCAUCAUACUGGCAUGCUUGAGGCGGAGCUUCCUGGAUUCGCACUUGCAGUGGCCCCAGCUGGCGCUGCUUGUGGCCGCUGGGGUCCUCCUUUGGCAAUUGCUAGAGUACUGUAUACACAGGCACAUUUUCCACGCGCAGCCGCGCAGCUACUGGGCCAUAACGCUGCACUUUGGGUUUCAUGGCUGCCACCACAAGUUCCCACAGGACAGGGAGCGCCUCGAGGCGGUGAUGCCGGUGUUCUCUGGAGUGCUGCUGGGAUAUCUGGCGUAUGACUGUGUCCAUUAUGCAAUCCAUCAUGCGCGGACGGGGAGCAGCUGGUUUGCCGAUCUGAAGAAGGCCCACCUGAACCACCACUUCAGAGAUCACAGCGCAAAUUUUGGCAUCAGCUCCAAGUUGUUUGAUACGAUCUUACAGUCCUGCCCCAAGCACUGA